AUAUUGCUUCUACAAAGUGAACAUAAAACAGGAGAACUAUUAUACAUACGUAAACUUUGGACUCUUAUAGGUGGAAACCAGCGUGAACUUGCUCGCCAGAAAAAUAUGAAGAAAGCCCAGGAGACCCUUAAAGGGAAAAGAAAAGAGGAUAGCCUGAGUGCUUCACAGAGAAAACAAAGAGACUCUGAAAUCAUGCAACAAAAGCAGAAAGCAGCUAAUGAGAGGAAGUCUCUCCAGAGCGGAGACAAAUGAAUGAUACAGAGGGGACUUCAAUCUACAGUGCAUCAGUGAAGUUAUGGGGCCUAAAAGAUCAGAUGUUUGUAAUAGUGGCCAGCCAUUAAAUGGUUACGUUUAUCUUAUACUUGCA
Messenger RNA from Alligator sinensis (Chinese alligator), 367 nucleotides. RefSeq names its product small EDRK-rich factor 1A (gene SERF1A). The record is from RefSeq and is a predicted model, not a curated record. The annotation marks the transcript as partial. Lineage: Eukaryota; Metazoa; Chordata; Crocodylia; Alligatoridae. The transcript is spliced from 2 exons.